Molecule: messenger RNA, 1240 nt
Organism: Striga asiatica
Lineage: Eukaryota; Viridiplantae; Streptophyta; Magnoliopsida; Lamiales; Orobanchaceae
Source: the annotation of a GenBank genome assembly
AAANGUAUACUUCUUUCUCUUGACUGGCCUGGCCACCAAAAGACCCAAUACUUCUAUUUAUUAUCUCUGUCUCCAACACUCUAUAGCUCUGUUUCAACUCUUAAUUCUUGGCACAUUUCCCUUAUUUUAUUUCUUCUUCUUUUUGCCGGACUCUCUUUUUUUUCCGCUUUUUUCAGCUACCCUUGUUUUUUUGAAAAUUGCUAAAGGAGACAUUUUAGAUAUGGGCAUUUGCUUUGCAACCCCUGCUAAGUGUGAUUAUGGGAAAGGAACAAAAGUAUCUCCUGGAAAUGCCAAACAGUCCCCAAAUACCAAAAACCAGCAAACAAAUCCAGCUAACGUGUGUGAUGCUUUCUUGGCAUCACCAAAUGAUCUAUCUGUCUCGAGCAGCCUUAAGUCAUUCACAUUCACCGAACUAAAAAACGCCACUAGAAACUUCUCUCCCGACAAUCUCAUUGGCGAGGGAGGUUUCGGUUAUGUGUUCAAAGGGUGGGUUAAUGGGCCCACUUUGUCCUCUACCAGACAUGGAAGCGGUACAGUUGUCGCCGUUAAAAAAGUGAAAUCUCAAAGCUUUCAGGGUCACCGUGAAUGGCUCACUGAGGUUAGAUACUUAGGUCAGCUUCGUCACGAGAAUUUGGUGAAGCUAAUUGGAUAUUGCUCGGAACCUAAAAACAGGAUGCUCGUUUAUGAGUUCAUGGCUAAAGGUAGCUUGGAGAACCACCUCUUUAAAAGUAAGUUCAUUCUUAAGUUUCACGCGAAGCUUGCGGAUUUUGGGCUUGCAAGGAAAGGGCCGAUUGGGGAUGGGACACAUGUUUCGACUAGAGUGGUUGGCACAAUGGGUUAUGCUGCACCAGAAUAUGUAUCUUCAGGUCACUUGACUUCAAAGAAUGACGUGUACAGCUUUGGUGUGGUCUUAUUGGAACUUCUUUCUGGAAGACGGGCCAUGGGGGACGAGACGAUUGGUGGGCCCACGGCAACUCUUGUUGAGUGGGCCCUACAAUUUCUAGGUGAAGGAAAGCAGUUCUCGAGGAUAAUGGACACGAGGCUAAGGGGGGAGUAUUCUAAAAGGGGUGCCCAGGCAGCAUCUUUGCUUGCCUUACGCUGCCUGCAUAUGGACCCAAAAAACAGGCCCACAAUGGUUGAGGUUUUGGCCCAACUUGAAAUGCAGCAAGCCGUGCAGAGUUCGCCACAGGCCAAGCUCGAGCAUCGUAUUAGGACUUUGAGCACUCAUAGGUCACAUUAA